GAUAGGCUUUAAGUGAAAGAAACGUUUAGAAUCUUUGGAUGACACAUCAUUUUUCAGCUUUCUUGAGGAGUGGUUCGUAAAUUUCUGUGCAAUAAACUUCUUUUGAAGGUAUGCCACCUGGCAUUCACCAGUGUCCUGGGACUAUAUAUUGAGGUCCGUUCAGCACCUAGUUCACUUCACACGCCAGCUUAUCAUCAUGGAGUACAAACUGCUCAUCUCAGUUGUCGUCCUCCUACUGCAGAUCUCCUUCGGGGCCUGUGGAAUUCUGUCUGCCUCUGACAAUAGCGUUGAAAGAGCCAUAGAUAUUCCAGAACCUGGCUAUACUUUCUGUCGUGGGAAGUACAAUGGCUAUUAUACCAAUCCCACAAGCAACAUCAAUUACAUUAACUGUGUUGGCGGAUUGGUGUAUGUGGUGCCCUGCCCUCAUGGCCAGAUCUAUAACAGUGCUUUGAAGACCUGCGUGACUGGUGGCAGCAACCCCAGUCCCAGCUUCUGCACAGGAAAACGUGAUGGGAACUACGCUAACCCUAAAAAUCGUCACAGCUACGUUGCCUGCUCAGGCGGAUUACUUUAUAUUAUGCCAUGUCCCGAUGAUCUGGUCUACAAUGCUGCACAGGACAGAUGUGACUGGGAUUCCAAUGGUGGUCUCACCACUCUAAAGCCCAAUUUCUGCACUGGCAAGCCUGACGGGAAGUACCCUCAUCCCAGCGACCCCAACAAAUACAUUGAAUGUGGAGGAGGAUCUGCCACUGAGCAUACCUGCCCUGCCGGUUACAAAUUCAAUCCUGUAACAAAACAAUGUGAACUCUCUGGCUGCGGCUGUAAUCCUUUCCCAAAUUUUUGCACUGGCAAGCCCAAUGGGAACUACCCAAUCCCAAAUGACCCUGACAGCUACAUCAACUGCCAAAAUGGAAACCCCACUCUGAUGCACUGUCCCGCUGGACACAUCUUUAAUGCAGCUAGCGGCCGAUGUGAGAUACCAGGCUGCACCUGUAACCCAUCCCCCAACUUCUGCACAGGCAAACCCAAUGGAAACUACGCCAAUCCCAACAACCCCCACACCUACAUCGCCUGCUGCAAUGGCAUUCCUGUCGAGAUGAGGUGUCCUGCUGGACUCAUCUACAAUGCAGCUAAGGAUCAGUGUGACUGGCCAGGUUCAUGCCUUCCAAACCCGGGUCCCAAUUUCUGCACCGGCAAACCAAAUGGGAACUACGUCAACCCUAACAAUCCCAACAGCUACAUUUCUUGCUCUAAUGGACUGAUCUACAUCAUGCAGUGUCCUGCCGGUCUUGUCUAUAACCCUGAUAAGAAUUGGUGUGACUGGCCUUCCAGUGGCAACAACCCUGGCACAGGAACACCCAACCCUGGACAAGGCUUCUGCAAUGGCAAACCAAAUGGCAAUUAUGCCAAUCCCAAUGAUCCUCACAGCUACAUUGCCUGCUCCAAUGGAUACACAUAUGUAAUGCCUUGUCCUUCUGGGCUGGUUUACAAUGCUUCCAAAGACUGGUGUGACUGGCCUCCGAAUUCAGGGUCUGGAGGAAAGCCUGAUGACAAUCAGCCAGGCUGUCAAGUCCCCCUGACAUUCUGCAGAAAUAAAAUCGGUGGCAACUAUGUCAAUCCCAACAGUCCAUAUUCCUUCAUCAUGUGUUCUAACCAUCUGACGUACAUCAUGAAAUGCCCUGCAGGUCUUGUUUACAAUGAUGCCAUUAAAGUGUGUGACUUUCCUACUGCCUCCCUUUAAGGUCAUAUUUUCCAGACUGAUGUGUUUUUCAAGAUGGACGUUUCUACUAUUAAUGGUCAAUUCACUGUAUAAGCAUUUUAAACCAAAAACCCACUUUGGAAUGCUGGUAGUUUUAAUGCCGUGCUAUUUGUGAAAUUAAAAAGAAUGUACAUGAUUAUGAAAGUUUUUGAGUUUUCAGGUGCAAUAUGACAAUUAGAAUUUUUUUUUUCUGACCCUGUGUUUUUAUUCCUCUUGUACCAACUAUAAUUCAAAUAUGCAACUCAAACUAUCCAUUUUUGUAUUAGCCACAUGUUUAUGAUCUGCUUGGAUAUCAUUAAAACUUUAUUAAAAAUA
Molecule: messenger RNA, 2074 nt
Organism: Polypterus senegalus (gray bichir)
Lineage: Eukaryota; Metazoa; Chordata; Cladistia; Polypteriformes; Polypteridae
Product: chondroitin proteoglycan 2-like
Exons: 12
Coding region: 197-1741 (514 amino acids)
Cellular component (GO): extracellular region
Molecular function (GO): chitin binding
Source: RefSeq, a predicted model, not a curated record